Messenger RNA from Centrocercus urophasianus (Greater sage-grouse), 6265 nucleotides. It is a transcript of the gene GRK5, whose product is annotated as G protein-coupled receptor kinase 5. The transcript has 16 exons. Gene Ontology annotation, molecular function: G protein-coupled receptor kinase activity; ATP binding. The record is from RefSeq and is a predicted model, not a curated record. Gene Ontology annotation, biological process: regulation of signal transduction; protein phosphorylation; signal transduction. Lineage: Eukaryota; Metazoa; Chordata; Aves; Galliformes; Phasianidae. Gene Ontology annotation, cellular component: cytoplasm. The coding region runs from base 205 to 1977 and encodes 590 amino acids.
GAGGCGCCGAGGGAGCAGAUAGCGCGGGGAGCGCCGCCUCCGCCCGGCUGAAGCUUCUGCGGGCGGAGGAGAGGGAGGAAGGGAUCAUGCGAGGGGGGCUAGCGCAAUAGAGGCAGGAGCGGAUGGUCGCCCGGAGGCUCCGCACCUAGGGAGCGUGACGUCCUGCUGCUGUGCCGCCGCUACCUACGCUGCCCGAGCUCGUCAAUGGAGCUGGAAAACAUCGUUGCCAACACCGUUUUGCUGAAAGCCAGGGAAGGGGGUGGAGGGAAACGCAAAGGCAAAAGCAAAAAGUGGAAGGAAAUCUUGAAAUUCCCUCACAUUAGCCAGUGUGAAGAUCUCCGAAAAACAAUAGAGAGAGAUUACUGCAGCAUAUGUGAAAAGCAGCCGAUUGGAAGGCUUCUCUUUCGGCAGUUCUGUGAAACCCGCCCGGAGCUCGAGUGUUGCAUUAGAUUCCUCGACUCGGUGGCAGAAUAUGAAAUUGCUCCAGAUGAAAAGCUGGGAGAGAAGGGAAAGGAAAUCAUGAUGAAAUACCUCACCCCAGAGUCUCCAGCCUACGUUCCAGAAGUCAGUCAAGAUCUUAUCCAACAGACAGAGGAAAAACUCGAAAACAGUCCCUGCAAAGAGCUAUUCUCUCACUGUACAAAAUCUGUCCUUGACCACCUCAGUGGGGAACCAUUCCAAGAAUACCUGAACAGCAUGUACUUUGACAGGUUUCUCCAGUGGAAGUGGUUGGAAAGGCAACCAGUAACGAAAAACACGUUUAGGCAGUACAGGGUGCUAGGGAAAGGCGGCUUUGGGGAGGUCUGCGCUUGCCAGGUUCGAGCAACAGGGAAGAUGUACGCCUGCAAAAGAUUAGAGAAGAAAAGAAUAAAAAAGAGGAAAGGAGAAUCCAUGGCACUAAAUGAAAAGCAGAUUUUAGAAAAAGUCAAUAGUCAGUUUGUAGUCAAUUUAGCCUAUGCCUAUGAAACAAAGGAUGCACUAUGUUUAGUUCUGACCAUAAUGAAUGGAGGUGAUCUCAAGUUUCAUAUCUACAACAUGGGAAACCCAGGUUUUGAGGAGGAAAGAGCUUUGUUUUAUGCUGCAGAGAUUCUUUGUGGUUUAGAAGAUCUUCACAGAGAAAACACAGUAUACAGAGAUUUGAAGCCAGAAAAUAUCCUGCUAGAUGAUUAUGGCCAUAUUAGAAUAUCGGAUUUGGGUCUAGCUGUUAAAAUCCCUGAGGGUGAAUCGAUCCGUGGAAGGGUAGGAACAGUAGGGUAUAUGGCCCCGGAAGUGUUGAACAACCAGAGAUACACACUCAGCCCUGACUACUGGGGACUGGGCUGUCUCAUUUAUGAGAUGAUUGCUGGGCAAUCACCAUUUCGUGGAAGGAAAGAGAAGGUGAAGAGAGAAGAAGUGGACAGAAGAGUUCUGGAGGCUGAGGAGGUGUACUCCCAUAAGUUUUCUGAGGAGGCCAAGUCCAUCUGUAAAAUGCUCCUCACCAAAGAUGUGAAGCAGCGGCUGGGCUGUCAAGGUGAAGGUGCAACAGAAGUGAAGAGGCACCCUUUUUUUAAAAGCAUGAAUUUCAAGCGGUUAGAAGCAGGAAUGCUGGAUCCUCCCUUUGUCCCUGAUCCCAGAGCAGUAUACUGCAAGGAUGUGUUAGACAUCGAGCAAUUCUCCACAGUGAAAGGAGUAAACCUGGACCAGACAGAUGAUGAUUUCUAUUCCAAGUUUUCCACAGGAUCUGUGUCUAUUCCAUGGCAAAAUGAGAUGAUAGAAACGGAGUGUUUUAAAGAACUAAAUGUGUUUGGACCAAAUGGUACUAUUUCACCAGACCUAAAUAAAAGCUACCCCCCGGAGCCACCCAAGAAAGGACUGCUACAGAGAAUAUUUAAACGACAGCAUCAGAACAAUUCAAAGAGUUCUUCAAAUUCGAAGGCCAGUUUAAAUCACCACAUAAAUUCAAAUCACGUGAGUUCAAACUCCACUGGAAGCAGCUAGUUCUGACUCAGUUUUAUCAAACAUUGCGUCCUUCCACUAUAAUCUAUGAAGCUUCUAUGGAUGAGAGAGCAUCCACCACUGAGUGAAAAAAAAAAGAAUCUCCCCAAAAUGGAGAUUUUCUACCCAUUCCUUCCAGUGGAGCCUCGCAUUUUAAGAAGAAAUUUCCACUCAGGUCUGUUUCUGGAGGUGGCACUCAAGACUGUGUGAAUCAAAUUUGUCUAUUUAGAACAUUGCAAUAGAAAUUCAAUGAACAUGACUACUUGCACGUAUUUAAAUAGCAUCAUACUAGAACUGAAUUUUGUCUUUAUUAUUUUUAAAGAAAAGUUUUGUAAAUUUCUCUAUUGUCUCAGUUUACAUUUUGUACAUUUGUAUUUAAAUGAAAGUCAGACUUUGGAGGUGUAUAUUUUCCAAGCAGCAGCUGUAAAGCCAUGUGUUUUAAGACAUUUUUUAAAAGAAAAAAAAUGUGACUCAAGACUUCCAGAGCCUCAAAUGAGAAAUCAUUCUUUUUAGUGAUUCUAGAAAACUGUUCAUAAAUCACUUUAUCAGACUGGGUUUUAUUGACAUGCAUUUUUACAGAACAGGUUAUUCUUAAUUAUUUUACAUCUGUAUAUUUGGUUUACAGCAACACUGCAUACGUUUCUCCUCUUCAUUAACUUGUAAUGUCUUGCAUUAAAUGCGAAAAGAUGCUGACAAGGCUUUGAUGUAUUCAAGAAUACUCCUUGCUAUGCCUAAGGUUUGUGAUCUCAACAGACCAGCACAGCUGAGAUCUGUAUUUAACAUUGUUAGAUCAUCAUAAUAUUUUUUUUUUUAGAAAGUGUACUCUAUUUUAAACCCUUCUUCACUUUUGUUGUUGUUGUUCUUGUUGUUGAAGUACAAAACUGAGUGAGAGUUGACUGGGAAAGCAAAUGACCAUUUGUUUUUCAGGGGCUUGAAUCCUACACCCACUAUGAUGAGAGCAAAGCGUUCUCUGUGCUGCGGACAAAAGUCCAAGGCCUUUUCAUCACUGCUCAUAUCAAACAGGUAGCAAGAGAGAAAUGCAAUAGUCUACUUUUUGCACCAUGAGAUUCAUGUCAGCUCCCUAGGGCUGACCUGUGGAGACUGAGAGUGGGGUCUGAGCUGCUUUAGGGCAGUAGCAGAACCUGUGUCUGCACUUUGUUUUGUCAUAUCAAACAUACAUGACUUGUUCCCAUCAAAUAAGUCCUCAACUUAAUUGAAUUAAAUGUAAGUUAUGAAACAAGACUUCCCACUUUUUCUUCCCUCUUUCUUUACCCAGGAUCCUUUAACCACUUUUGAAGAUGUUAUUCCCACUUACAAACAGGAUCAGUCAGGAUGAGUAGUGGUACCUGAGGCACCUGAAUCAUGCUCAAGCAUCAAAAAUACGGUUCCUUCUCUUUCAUAGGAACUGGAAAACCUUUGUGCACCCAGUGAGGUCUCUGUAGCCCAGCAUGUUCUGCAAAAGAGGGUUCUUCACCUCACAGUAUUCACCAGAGGAGACUGAUAAGUUCACCCUUGGGUCAGUGAGGAACAUCUGAUGCUCGUCUUGACAUGUCUAAAGCCACGUUAGCUAGCAGCACAGUUACCCCAGGAAGCACUGUUCCAGUAAAUGGCCAAGGUUCAUUAGAUUAUUCAUUUUAUAUGUUAUGUUCUAUAACUCUGGCCAGCGCAGAAGGGUUAAAAAAAAAUGCAGGUUAGCAGUGACAAAGCUAUGAGUGAUAGUCACAGGAAUCAGAUGUUAAAACAACUUGAAGACACGAGGGAGAGAGUUAGAUCAGGGUCAGGAUUUGCAUAAAGCAGCCUACAGAGGAAAAAGUUAAGGAAGGAAGAUGGGGCUUUGGUGCCUUUCUCUGAAGUAAAAUACAUUAAGAUGCAAGUCCAUACCAUUACAAAAUCCUCCAGUUUUCCUGGUCACUAGUAGAUAUGCAGAAAGUAUGUGAGAAGAUCACCAAGAAUAUGUUCCUGUUUUUUCUUCAGGUCAAUUUGGCAGGGAAAUUCCUUUUCCCAUAUAGAUGGUGCUCAGGGAGAGCUUCAGCUACUCUCCCAUGUCAGAUGAUGGCACUGAAGAUCUUAUACAGUAGAUACAAGGUUGUAGAGAAACAGUAACAAAGAGAAUUUUGAGUAACUUUCUAAUCAGCUAUAAACUAAAAAUAUAAUGGUUUCAGCUUCUCAACAGGAGAGGAAUUAAUACUGUAGAAAUGAAAGCAGCUGUGCACAGGGUAGACUAUUACCUCCAAUUCCAUUCUCACAGCCUGAUGUAGAGCCACCUAAGUCUGCAAGAUUAAAUCACCUUGGCAUGAAAAUACACUUGCUCCAAGAGAUUUUCGCAGACUUUCUUCAAUACACGUGGAAUUUCACCUGAUUUGAAGAUAUGUAGAUGAGAAGUAGAGGAAUAUAUCAUAACCAGACCAUGGAUACAUAUGAACCUGAAACAAGAUGCAUAUCUUUCAUCUUAGACAGAUUUAAGGGUUUUGCAGCUCAAAUCUAUUUUUAUCAUUCUCAGACAUCACUUUCUAGUAGCAUUGCAUACUGUAAGUUUGUGCACCCUCAGCUGGCUUCAUCCUCUGCACUGAUGCUAGGAAAGGGUUGCUGGAUGGGGAACUAGAGUGAAAGCCUAAGUUCUUCUCUCCAUUACCAUCAUCUCACUUCACAGCAACAGACAAGCACAUUCUUUCAUCAGAAAAAUAUGGCAGAUAAUAUCUACCUAUCCCACGAUGGGGAAGAAAAAAUGACAGCUGAGGGAAGUCUUGGCCCCUUAAUAUUUCAUAACAUAAAUUUGAUAAGACUGCAGAUGUCUUGAAAGCUUCAUUUCCUAUGUGUGAUCAAUGUGACACAUGAAGACUGAAUUUUCUGUUUUUUUUACCAUCAUCCAUUUGGGAAAUACAAUCCCGAUAAUAAUAAAACCUUUAGUGAAAGCUGGUGAGCAAAUUGAAAAUAGAUGUAGAUGGUGUUAUAGCUCUUAGAUGCUAUCAGCCUUAACUAGUGGUGGAUGACUUCUUUAUAUGACAACGGGGAAUGACAACAGAUGUGCCUUCCCUGCUCUCCUUUCAGCUGGGCCUGUUCCUUACUCAGCAUUUGGGACUCAACAGUAAAGACAAGAACAAUGCAAAGUCCUCAGAUGACAACAGCUGCAUUCAGCUGAUACUUGGAAUUUAUUAUGCUAGAUUGGUAUCCUGAACCUUCAGGAUCAUGUGGGACAAGGACGCUUAUGCACACCUGAAGAGUCAAGCCAGGGACUAAGUCCCUUUGGAUCCCAGCCCUUUGGAAGCAGUGAGAGGGUAAGAGGAGAGACAGAGAACAAGAGCAGCCGAGGGAGAUUUCAUGCUGCAUCCCUGUUGCUAUCUUUUGUGACAAACUUUGAACAGUAUUACGAUGCUUAAUCAGCAGAAGUCACUCAGUAUCCCUGAAAGAUUUAAUCUUUACAUCAUUACAUUAUCAUUAGUGGUAAUGAGCAGUCCUACGAAUCUUCUGGUCAGGGUUUGCCUACGUCAACAGAGCCUGCAGGAUUGUCUUUUCAUUGCUGAUUUCUAUUAUUAUUUUUGAAGUAAUUGUUCAACUCCUCAGACGCACAAUACAGUCCUCUCACUCCUAUAGAGUGACCAUGAGGACACACAAUUCAGGGCUGAAGCCCUGCUUUGCUUCCAGAGACAUUUGUCAUUUGCCUCUGAGCCAAAUUCAAAAACACUGGGAGCCACAGAUGUUCAGCAGAUCUCAAAUAACAGAGUUAUAAUUUCAUUUUACAAUCUUGGAGAGCAUUUGUAGGGGGAUUUCUAGUAUUUUGAUUCAAAGUGAAUAGUUUCUGAUGUGGGUUUGCACAUAGCAAAGGAGCAGGAAGUAGUGGUUAUUUAAUAGCUUUCCAAAUCUAUUAAUUCUCUGUCUUCUUUUCAGUUACAGUAUAGAUUCUUUCAAAAAAUGCAGAAGUUCGGGUCUAGCUGCUUGAUUUAAGUAGACAGAUGAGCAAACGAAGCUCAUUUUAAGAAUCAGAAAUCUUUUGCAUCUAACCCUGAAUUGUACAAGCAUCUUCUUUAUCUUUAAAUCUUUACUAAGUAAUUUAAUGAACAGUUACCAGUUUGCACACUUUUUGAUACAGAUGAACAUUCAUUGUGUAUAGUGUCUCUGUAGAAGAAUUAAGUCUUCUAGAAUUUUUCCAUUCUCUUGUUGUAUGAAAGCUUUUUUAAACAAAGAAGUAAUGAAGGUAAAGUAACAAAUACAAAUUUAGCAAUAGGACUAGAGGGAAUGGCCUCAAGAUGUGCCAGGAGAGGGUCAGGUUGGAUAUUGGGAACAAUUUCUUCUC